CUCUUUCUCUUUCUCUUUCUCUUUUAUUCUUUUUUAUUUUAAACAAUCAUGACUGAAUUUGUUGUUUAUGAAGAUUCUCCUCUAGCAGAAUAUUUAGAAUCUAUUGACAAGGCGGAAGCGACUGUCAAAAUAGCAACACCUUCUCUUUCACUUCAUAAUACAAACUCUUUAAAAUCUACAUCAAAGCGGUUGGAUAUUUCUAGGAUUUGGAGAAAUUCUAUGUUUCACGACACUUUUUCCAUCUCAUUAUCAAGAGCAGAAGAAUCUGCAUUCGAAGAGAAAUUUAAAUAUCUAAUUGUUACUUCACCUCUUUUGAGCGAAGUCCUGUCUGUUCAUAAACAAAAGAAACAUAUGAAUGAAUUACCAUUUCAGUCAACUCGGACAACAAAGUUGGGUGUCACUAACCUGGUUGCCACGCUCGCUGUUCUCUUCGGAGCCGAAAAAUACCUGAUACAGUCUAAAUUGCCUGCCAUCUCGUUAUUCUUCUCUACUUCAGCAUCUUUGUUUUUCUUUGUCAGGCAUAAGAGAAGAACGAGUAUUCGUCAAUUAUAUCAAAUUGCCCUAUCCAAACUUCAGGCAUUUACAGACCACAGUGAUACGUUUGACACAAAGAUCCAUCGUGUCUUGAUCACGAUUCAAGAAAUUGAACUCGUCUCUCGAGGUUUUCGUCUUUCAACACCUUUACCGCCUAUUUCACGUAUUGAGCAACACAGCAAGCAACGCAAAUGCACUCAGUUGCGUCACAUGUUGGCCUCCUUGCUUCGAAGAGCCUUUAUUGUGUACGAAGAAGGGAUUGUGGACUUGGUAGGCGUCGUGAAUAAAAAGAACCUGGCAACCUUGUACGAUAUGUACAAUGUGCAUUCAAUUGCAUCUCUUUCUGCUGUAGAGGAGGACGAUCUUAGUCUGGACCAGCUCAAGAAGUUGGCUCAGAUUAUGCAUGCGAAACGUAGGGAGUGUAUGGUCCAGUUAUUAGCUUUAGAUGUCAUGACAGAAGAUCAUGAUUCGAUACGGUAUGACUACAGACAGGCAUGGAAGAAUAUCAAUGAUGUCCUGAGCAAAUUAGUGGAUGAGACAGAGAAAUUUGGCAAGGAUCUUACAGAAGCAUUAGAUGCUGAAUUCUAUAAACCUUUGAAUAAUUUUGACAAGGGCAGUCUAUCGAGUAAAAUAGAAGAUAGUAGACUCAAGAAAUUUGUACAUCGACUCUCUUCUCUUGAGCAACAAUUACGAACAAUGGAAGCUAAAAUCUAUUUAUGCAGUGAAGAUGUACGGCAACUAAAUUCAGCAUCUGAAGAGGAGUUAAAACAAAAACUGGUGAAUGAAUACACUUCGGUUCAAAAAGGAUUUGAAGACAUGGCUUUGGAAUGGCAACAUGGUAAAGAUAUGUUAGAAGCUUAUCUAAAUCCACCGAUGUUGCAACAACAACAACAACAACAACAAGAAGAAGAGCCAGAAGAACCAGAAACACCUAUUGAAGAAAGUGAAGGAAAAGGCGUUUUAUUGGAUUCUGAAGAUGUGGCUGACAUUUUGAAUUUGCCUGCAGCUUCCAAGGCGUCUGUUUUUGAAGCCAUUGCUGGUGUAGAAAAGAACAACAAAGAACGAUCUACAAAGACAAGACAACAGCGUAUUGAGGAAAUGAAGCAAAAACGAAUCAAAGAAAAUGAAGAAAAAGCAGCUCGAUUGGAUUCUCAAACAAUUGUUCAUGAACUAAAAAGUGUGCUUGAUAAAAGAGCAGUAGAAUUAGACUUAAAAGACAUCCUAUAG
Molecule: messenger RNA, 1761 nt
Organism: Gilbertella persicaria
Lineage: Eukaryota; Fungi; Mucoromycota; Mucoromycetes; Mucorales; Choanephoraceae
Product: Mysoin-binding motif of peroxisomes-domain-containing protein
Exons: 7
Coding region: 49-1761 (570 amino acids)
Biological process (GO): cell-cell adhesion
Cellular component (GO): plasma membrane
Molecular function (GO): myosin binding
Source: RefSeq, a predicted model, not a curated record